Messenger RNA from Lolium perenne, 468 nucleotides. The record is from RefSeq and is a predicted model, not a curated record. NCBI's taxonomy places the organism in Eukaryota, Viridiplantae, Streptophyta, Magnoliopsida, Poales, Poaceae.
AUGGAGAGGAGCAUGAUGGAGAGCAAAGGCUUGCCAGGAAAGUUCUGGGGUGAGGCAGUCAACACGGCUGUCUACUUGCUGAACAGGGCGCCAACUAGGAGUAUAGUUGGUGGGACUCCGUACGAAGCAUGGUACGGACGUAAGCCCUCGAUUGAUCAUCUUCACACCUUCGGGUGUGUGGCGCAUGUCAAGACGGUGUCCAGCCAUAAAAGUAAAUUGGCGAACCGGAGUACUCCAAUGAUCAUGACUGGCUAUGAAGAAGGCUCGAGCAUGAUCAAAGAGCUGAAACUCACGGCGCUGCCAAUACAGAAGGUGGAACAUCGGGACGUCGAGCUGCAGGUCCAAAUGCUACGUUUGGAGGUCGGCCAGGAGGGCCCGUCCAAGAUCCACCAGGAGGUGGCUACACCUGCACGGCGGACGAAGUACCAGGAGCACCACCGGGACGUGGUAGUCCAGAAGCAGACGUGA